Messenger RNA from Trichobilharzia szidati, 416 nucleotides. NCBI's taxonomy places the organism in Eukaryota, Metazoa, Platyhelminthes, Trematoda, Strigeidida, Schistosomatidae. The record is from the annotation of a GenBank genome assembly.
UUUCGAUGCAGCAUUUUCGACUAACUGACAUAUAAAUAUUUACUAUCAAAAUUUUUCUCACAAAGACUUUGUGUCUUUUUGGUGUUAUCUGUUAGGAGAUGGCUAGCAGUGGAUUUUCACAGAAGCACGUUCCAUUUCCAUUUGAGACCUAUCAGUUGAUUAUAUCUACAUUCCACUAAAUGAUGAUAUUCCCAUUGCAUUUGAGGAUAAAUCUGCUGGAAACAAUCAUUCACUCAGAUUUGAAAAAGCAUCCCAAGUUAAAACUACAAAAUGCUACAAGUAUUAAUCACAAUACUAAUUCACUGGUAGUACUGAAUGUAAUCAAUACUUCAAUACGAAAUGUUAAUAUGCUCAAAGGCAAAUUCCGAAUACUGAAAAGAUUAGUUGACUUUUUAACACUACUACAAUGGAAAUGA